AUGAAUCUCUUUAAAAGUAUAUUUUCAUCUUUCAACUCAGGAGAUCGUUAUGGUGACGAUGAAGAUGAUCUGUCAGUUAGCAACAACUCUCCUUACUCAUCCUCUAGCAAUGACUUAGAAAUGAAUUAUAGUACCGAUAGUUUUGCCAAUGAUUCAAACGGUUCUACCAUAAAUAAUGAAGGUGUUUCUGAAGCCUUAUUAGCUUGGAGACAUAUUUCUACUUGGACAAAUAUAUAUAACCCAGAUUUGGAAGCAACUUUAAGUGAUCCAUGUACAAGAAAUGAUAUUCGUAGAGCUGAAAAUGAUCUAGGUAUUACUUUCCCAGGUUGUGUUGCUGCGUCCUUACGUACACAUGAUGGUCAAGAAGAUAUGGAAUCCAUUCAAGGUACUUCUGGUUUGAUUUAUGGUUUGAAAUUAAUGACUUUAGAUCAAAUCGUAGAAAUGACUGAAAAUUGGAGAAACGUAGCCAAAAAUAUGGAUAGACAAUUAAGUAACUCUACUACAUAUUCCACUACCUCAACAAAUACUUCUAUAACAGGUAAUUCGAUGCCAGUACCAAAAUUCCAUCAACAAUUUAAAUUACCAAGUAUACCAACUCAAAAAUCAAUCCCGCCAAAUACUAUCCAACCAGUUUAUGCAAAUGCUAACUGGAUUCCAUUAUUGACUGAUUUUGCUGGUAACCAUAUUGGUGUUGAUUUAGAUCCUGCACCAGAGGGUAAGCUUGGCCAGGUUAUUAUAUUUGGUAGAGAAUUCGAUACUAAAUAUGUCAUUGCUAAAAAUUGGGGUGAUUUCUUAAUAUCUUUUGUAGAUGAUCUAGAAACAGGGAAUUGGUUAUUAGUAGAUGAAACAGAUGAUUAUUUAAAUGGUGAUGGUGAUUUGGUCUUUAGAGAUAAAAGGAAAAAUGGUCCAAUUCAAGAUUAUUUAGAUGUCUUAAGAAUAAGAUGUAUUGAAAAUUAUAAUAUGGAACUGAAAAAUAAAUUACAAAAUGAGAAGCCAACUGUUGAAGAAACUCAUCCAACUAUAAUUAAGCCAGUUGUUACUAAUUCUUCAUCUAUGGAGGAAAAUGAAGAUACUAAAGAAAAGGAAAAAGAAGAAGAAACCUCAGUCGUGCAACAAGAAUCAAAAGAAGAAGAAAAGAAAGAUCCUGUGGAAUCUGAGAAAGCUACCGAUGAAGUAGGUAAUGAAGUAGAAACUAUUACUGAAGCAAACGUUACUAAGGAUGACUCUAACAAGGAAAUUAAAAAGUUAGAGGAAGAUAUGGUUAAUGUCGAGUUAUAA
Molecule: messenger RNA, 1278 nt
Organism: Henningerozyma blattae CBS 6284
Lineage: Eukaryota; Fungi; Ascomycota; Saccharomycetes; Saccharomycetales; Saccharomycetaceae
Gene: SMI1
Product: Smi1p
Exons: 1
Coding region: 1-1278 (425 amino acids)
Biological process (GO): cell wall biogenesis; regulation of fungal-type cell wall biogenesis
Cellular component (GO): mating projection tip
Source: RefSeq, a predicted model, not a curated record